UGCUUCUUCUAGUGUGAUUAAUGCAAUUAUUAACACAAAAGAGUUUGGAAAACAUCCAAUUACACUAAAAAGGAAUGAAUUUGGUGAAUUUCAUCAUUUAUAUAAUGAUUUAAGAAAAUAUCCAGCUAAAUUUCAACAAUAUACCCGAAUGAAAAUUGAAACAUUUGAUUACAUUCUGGACAAGAUAGGUGUGAAACUAAACAAAAACUGGACAAAUUUUAUUAAGGUGCCAGUAACUUCUUGCGAAAGAUUGAUAGUGACUCUGAGAUAUUUGGCUACUGGUGCAUCGUUUGCGUCGCUGGCUUUUUCGUUUAGACUUGGCAGAUCAACUGUUGGACUAAUUGUUAAAGAAACAACUCAAACGCUAUGGGAGGAGUUAUUUCCUGUCCAUAUGCCGCCGCCAACUAAAAAACACUUGGAAGAAGUUGCAGCGCAAUACUGGAAUUUAUGGAACUUCCCAAAUUGCAUUGGUGCUAUUGAUGGAAAGCACAUACGUAUCAAGUGUCCAGCAAGUUCUGGCUCAAUGUUUUAUAAUUACAAACAUUUUUUUUCCAUUGUGUUACAAGGUAUUUCCGAUGCCAACUGCAAAUUUAUUGCGAUCGAAGUUGGAGGGUAUGGAAAGCAAAGUGAUGGUGGUACUUUCAGUUCUUCUCAAAUUUAUAAACUUUUAAAAACUGGGGAACUACAGGUACCGCGAAGCACAAAUCUACCAAAUACUAAUCAAACUUUGCCAUAUGUGUUUCUUGGUGAUGAAGCCUAUCCCCUUUUGGAAUGUUUAUUACGGCCAUAUAGCAGAAAAGACUGCACUGAAGACCACGAGUAUUUUAAUGCGCGCCUUUCAAGGGCUAGAAAGUGCAUUGAAUGCGCUUUUGGACUUAUAAAUGCCAAAUUUAGAGUUCUAUGGAAACCGAUAGAAACCGAUCCUUCCCUUGCCGAAGUAAUUAUUAAGGCAAUUUGCCUACUGCACAAUAUUAUCAUUGAUCGAGAGCAAGGCGAAUUUAUUACAGGUGACAGCAAACACAUAUAAGUAAAACCCUACAUGUAUUUGUUGUUGCGUUUGGUGCAAGCAUCAUGUCAAAAUCAGCAAGCAAAUGUAAACAUACGAAUGUAAACAUACCAAUACAUACAAACAAAGCAUAUCAUUUUGACGUAAGCCAUAUCUACGGCGAAAAAUUCAGCUGGGUGAAUGCUGUCACCUAUAAUAAAUCCACCUUGAUCGAGAGGCUUUGGAUGAAAACUUGAGAGAAGAAGUUGAGAAGCAAAACACAAAAGAACCGCAAAAUGAAUUCAAUAAAACUAGCAUCAAGAAUGGUAGAUUAAUAAGAGAUCACUUUUGUAACUAUCUAUGCCUCAAUAAACUCAAAUAAUAUGUAAUAUUACUUACUUGGUACUUUUAUUUCUGCUGCAACUGAUGUCCACAGUUUUUCCACACAAACACGAUUGUGAUAUAAUUUGUUUUUUUGGUCCCACAAAGCAGGCCGGGAAAAAAUUUCAGGCAAA
Molecule: messenger RNA, 1500 nt
Organism: Anastrepha ludens (Mexican fruit fly)
Lineage: Eukaryota; Metazoa; Arthropoda; Insecta; Diptera; Tephritidae
Exons: 2
Coding region: 149-1027 (292 amino acids)
Source: RefSeq, a predicted model, not a curated record